AUGGGCGAUCCCGCUCGGCUCUGGGAGCGCCAAAAUGGCGUUCGCGUUACCCUCGCCCACGAUGUCCUCCAACGCGCACUUGGCACGAGCCUCACAGUGCCCACCGCGACGCCGAUUUUGGGGUCCCCCUCCAACGACGUCAGCCCAGCGGCAGGCGGACACACCCCGACCCCCUCCUCCACUCUCGGCUCCCCGUUCGCCUACAGAGGCACGUAUGGCAGAACCACCCCUUCCAGCACGCUUCCGCGGUAUGAGCACCGCACCACCACUGCCUCCCCCCGCCCCUCGACGCUGGGCGGCUCCUCCGCCCCUGCCUCUACCAUUCAGCGCUACCCAACCCGCCGCCCGUCCCCAAGCGGUUGGUACUCCCGGCCCCCGGGGGCGAACGACCAUUCGACUGAACCCUCGCCGGCGGCACCCCGCCCCGCGCGCAUCGCCACUACGCACCACAGCCCCUCUCCAUCUCGGACCUUCCGGCUGCGCCCUUCUCCGGUGUUGGCCGCCCGACACCUCCGCACUCCGCCCCCUUUCCGCCCGCGUCCGGUCCCGGCUCUGCCGUCCCAACACGGCAGCCCGACCUCAGACCCCUUCCGCCUGCGCCCGUCCCCCACCCUUCCGCGCGCCUUCGUCUUCACGACCUCCAACACGACCGCCUACGAGUCCGACUCUGACCGGGCCUUCGCCCGUUCGCAGCUGCGUAGCCGUUUGCCGCCCCGCAGGGUACCGCAUACGCCCCAGCGUCAGAUCACGGGGGCUGCCCAGCGUGGUUGGUCGUCGGGGUAUACUGGUUAUGGGCAUGGGCAUGGGUAUGGGGGGCCGACUUACUCGUACGGAGGUGGUGAUGGAUCUAUAAUACAUUUCGGCCCUCAUCAGUGCUCUCUCACCGGGCACCUUGGCAGAGAUAUGGCCUCUUCACCCAGCCAAGUACCACCACCCCAGCUUUGGCCUGACUUUUCCCUCAGUUGGCUCAACAACCAAAUCAGACCUAGAAAGUCGGAAAUUCGUCGCUUCACCGAAAUUGGCAUCCACGACAGCGAUUCCGACGAUUACCGGCAUUUGAGUAUCGCCGUAGCUACCAAGGCGAUGAAAGAGAUGGGCCAACAUAUCGUGGUCCACUCCCGUGUGAACGCCGACGAGACCGAGUUUAUCGGGAGUGAGGCGUACGAGGAGUAUAUUCGUCUCGAUAACGAGCUGUUGCGAGCAUCGUACAAGAAGCCCGUUCCUGCCAGGACGCCGCUUAUCUUAGGCGACGAUGAGACUGUUCUAGUCGUAUAA
Chaetomium globosum CBS 148.51 is the source of this 1275-nucleotide messenger RNA. RefSeq lists its product as uncharacterized. The record is from RefSeq and is a predicted model, not a curated record. The transcript has 3 exons. The coding region runs from base 1 to 1275 and encodes 424 amino acids. Lineage: Eukaryota; Fungi; Ascomycota; Sordariomycetes; Sordariales; Chaetomiaceae.